GUGGAAAAUUAAAAUUUGUGAAUGGAAUCGGUACAACAUUACAAUAACGACAAGCGUAGCUUUUUGUUGAUAAACUUAGUAUAUUUUGAACAUUAAAAAAUUUAAAUAUAUCUGUAAAUUAAAGACAAUUAUAGACAAUUUAACCAAAAAAUUUUUACAAAAUGAUAACAAAUUCGGUUGCCGUUAAUCAUAUUAUGCAUUAUUUAGGACAAGCAGAUGCGCGAAAUACGCUAAUAUUGUUUUCGGUGGUUAUUGUGCUAGUGCGAUUCGUGCAACGGUUAUCUAAAUCAUACAGAGAAUUUAAACAUUUACCACCGGGACCGUGGGGUCUGCCAAUAUUCGGAUAUUUGAUAUUUAUGGGAAAAGAGAAGCAUACUCGCUUUAUGGAAUUAGCCAAAAGUUAUGGAUCCAUAUACAGUGCCCGAUUGGGUUAUCAAUUAACCGUUGUUAUCAGUGAUUAUAAAAUGAUUCGGGAAAUAUUUCGCAAAGAAGAAUUUACUGGACGACCGGACACACCAUUUUUGAAAACGAUCAAUGGAUUCGGAAUUAUAAACAGCAUAGGUGACCUCUGGAAAGAGCAACGAAAAUUCUUACACGAUAAACUGAGAUUGUUCGGAAUGACAUAUUUGGGCAAUGGCAGACAUAUUAUGGAAGGUCGAAUUAUGUUGGAAGUAAAAGAUUUACUAAUAAAUCUAAACAAAGCAGUUGGUCAACCAGUCGAUCUAAGUCCCAUUUAUUCGGUGGCUGUUAGCAAUGUCAUUUGUAAUAUAAUGAUGUCCGUACGAUUCUCAAUAGAGGAUCCGAAAUUUCGCAGACUGAACCAUCUGAUCGAAGAGGGAAUGCGAUUAUUUGGUGAAAUUCAUACAGUGGAUUAUAUACCGUCGUUUCAAUACUUGCCAGGCAAACGAACGGCAAGAAAUAAAAUUGCUAAGAAUCGUGAGGAUAUGUUUGAGUUCUAUAAAGAAGUUAUUGAUGAUCAUAGACGUACGUUCGAUGGAAACCGUAUCAGAGAUUUGAUUGACACAUAUUUAGCAGAGAUUGAUAAGGCAACGGAAGAGGGCAGAGAUAAAUUGUUAUUUGAAGGAAAAAAUCAUGAUCAGCAAAUAAUGCAAAUUAUGGGUGAUCUGUUUUCCGCUGGAAUGGAAACUAUUAAAACAACACUGUUAUGGAUCAAUGUUUACAUGCUAAGAAAUCCGCAAUCGAUGAAGAAAGUGCAAGAAGAACUGGAUCUUGUCGUUGGACGCCAGAGACUACCGUCAAUCGAAGAUCUGCCUUAUCUGCCAGUAACUGAGUCGACAAUUUUAGAAUCAAUGAGACGAUCGAGCAUUGUGCCAUUAGCUACAACACAUUCGCCAACACGAGAUGUUCACCUCGAUGGAUACAUAAUACCGGCUGGUUCACACGUUAUUCCCCUCAUCAAUAGUAUACAUAUGGAUCCAAAGCUCUGGGUGAAUCCCGAAGAGUUCAAUCCGAAGCGAUUCAUUGAUACCGAUGGAAAAGUGAAAAAACCUGAAUAUUUCAUGCCAUUCGGAGUCGGGCGACGAAUGUGUUUAGGAGAUGUUUUAGCGAAGAUGGAAAUCUUUUUAUUCUUCGCCACAAUAGCCCAUACAUUUGACAUCGUACUCGCACCGGGUGUUUUAAUGCCAAGUCUAAAGGGAAAUGUUGGUGUCACCAUAACACCGUCUAGUUUCAACGUUUGCUUAACGCCGAGACCGUUAAAUUUGGACCAAGGAAUGGCAUCAUCACAUUGUCGUAACAUUGGUUCGUCGUAGACGUGUGUGCGUUUUUGUUUUAUUUGUACAUCGGUUCUGUUCCUAUUCAUCAUCAAACAUAUUACAUUUAAAAAAAAAAAACGAAAAACUGUAAAAAAAUACUCGAAUUUGCUUCUAUAUUUUAUGAUUUUGUGUCCAGACAGUUUAUAUAAAUAGUUUGCAUAAUAUUCGUUGCUGUAUAAAAUGUCCUUCUCGUCUAAUUUAUUCAAAAGAAAAAGCCCAAACAAAACGAAGAAAAACGAAAGAAAGAAAGAAGAGAAAAGAAUAAUAUUUUGUAUAAAAACAUGAAAUUUAUCGUAAGAUCAAUGAAAGUACUUUUGUCAUAUUGAAGAGGAAAACAAAAAUGAACGGCUCCUCAAGUACACUCACAUAAUUUUUAAGAUGGGAAAUCGGCAUUGGAAAAGAAAGUCCAUACAGUGUUUUUUGUCAUCUUAACAGUUAUUGACGUAGUUCGGCAGAAGCACAGCUUUCUCAUGAGAGUGUGAAGCCAAACAAACAAACGGACAAGGCAUUGUAUUCGAUAAAUAACUUUCAUUAGCUUAAUAAACACAGAAGAUGAUGCAAAUCUUAAGCGAAACUCACAAAUUACGGGAACAUAUUUUCCUAAUGAAUUAAGUCUCGGAACAGGUCAGGUAUCUCUGAUCUGAAUUCAUUUGAACUUACCUGAAAGACAAUGGAAUUGGAAAAUUCUAUGUGAAAUGGAAAAAAAUUUCUUUAAAAAACCAGUGAACCUGACAACCUCCUAGGUCAGAUCAGGUAUAAAGUCCAGUUUCAGGUUAUUUCAAAUAAAAUCUAAAAUUUCGGAUCAGGUUUCAGGUUGUCCUGACCUGUUGCAAGCCUUAAAAAUGAAUCUGAGCGACAUAUUCACUUACUGGAUGUAGCCGCAACGAUUUCAAUAUAAUCGAUGGAAUUUGGUGAAUAUGAUAGUUCGAAUAUUGAUAAAAGUAUACGCUAACGAUGUUCCCUAAAUGAUUUGCCACCGUUUGUCGGAAUGAAAAAUGAACAAUGCAAGAUAAGCAUGUCACUGCGGCACAAAAUUCUGUGUUUCUGCCCAGGAUCCGGCAGAUUCGGCUCAUAAAGCAUGUUUUUAAUGGUCAGCUAAAUAUGAACAUGAUAAAGGCAAAUUAUGCUCAUCUUCAUGAGUAAAUUGUAAUAUUAUAUUUCACCUAACAUCUACCUACUUUGUGCCAAUGUAUAAAACUUUGGGGUUCUUUGUUUUGUAUACAAAAGUAAAUUAACACAAAAAUAAAGAUGAGGAGUUGCCGGGAGUUGCAUUUUCUCGCGACAUUUGAUACUCUUCGAGGACAAUUUUCCAUUUGUCUUCUCUAAUAUUAUACAAAUAUUUAUAGCUGGGUGGAUAUCAUAUAUCGUCUAUCCGUUUUUCUUAUUACUUGUUUUGCUUAUAGCUUUAGAUAAAACAUUUCUUAUGAAAUGAAUUCGUAGAGGAAAGAUAUACUUUUAAGUAAAAUUUAUGAAAUUGAAGAGAAAAAACUUUCGAAGCAUAAAAAAAAUCGUAAAAAAU
Messenger RNA from Bradysia coprophila, 3294 nucleotides. RefSeq names its product Cytochrome P450 18a1 (gene Cyp18a1). Gene Ontology annotation, cellular component: intracellular membrane-bounded organelle; cytoplasm. The record is from RefSeq and is a predicted model, not a curated record. Gene Ontology annotation, biological process: xenobiotic metabolic process. Gene Ontology annotation, molecular function: steroid hydroxylase activity; iron ion binding; heme binding. Lineage: Eukaryota; Metazoa; Arthropoda; Insecta; Diptera; Sciaridae.